Messenger RNA from Rhagoletis zephyria (snowberry fruit fly), 606 nucleotides. The record is from RefSeq and is a predicted model, not a curated record. NCBI's taxonomy places the organism in Eukaryota, Metazoa, Arthropoda, Insecta, Diptera, Tephritidae.
CCGUGGAGCGAUGAUCGGCUCUUUGAGGAAGCUCGCCGCCUGCUGAUCGCCGAGCUGCAGCACAUCACCUCCGGGGAGUACGUCCCGUUCCUCCUGGGCCCCCACCUGACGGCCCACUACGGGCUGGGGCCGCUUUCCUAUGGAAAUGGUUAUACAACUUAUCAGCCAGCCACCAACCCCUCCAUCAAGGCGGAGUUCAGCAUCGCCGCCCGCUUCGGCCACUCGCAGAUUCGGGACACCUACCGGGCCGCCUCCCCCGGCUACCUCAACACCAGCGCCUGGGCCCUCGGCGACAACUUCUUUGAGCCCGGCUUCGCCUGGGCCGCCCUCACCGAUGACCUCCUGCGGGGGGCGGCCACCGACGCCUCCGGCGCCAUCGACAACCACUUCAGCUUCACGGCGCAGAACCUGGUGGCGAAGACGAAGGCGGAGCGCUUCGGCCUGGACCUGGUGGCCACCAACACCCUACGGGGGCGUGACCUGGGCAUUCCCGGGUACAUCUACUUUCUCAAGGGCUGCUUCGGCGUGGACGUCCGCCGGUGGGCCGAUCUGGAGCGGUACAUUCCCCGGGAGGUGGUGGAGCGGCUGCAGGAGAUUUAUGAGUAA